GAGGGAGUCACUGAGAGAGAGAUCCAGUUAUUUCUGAGAAGAGACAGCCUCUUCCAGGAAGAAAGUGGCCUCCACCUACCUGCCUUGAUCCUGAGAUCCUUCUGUGAAUGAAGAGGAACAUAAAAAAAAAAAAAGACAGCUUGGUGUCACAGUGGUUUAGAAAGAGAAGGGAAUUGCUUCUUCAGCGCAAGGUACAGUGCAUAUUGCUGCUCUUCUUGCUACUGCAGUUUCUGCUCCUCAGCUCCGCUGGCCAGCUGGUUGGUGUUGUUUGGGAAUGCAGCCAGCUGAGGACUGGAGAACUUUGCUUUGAAGUUUCAGAUGAUGAUCCUUCUCUUAAAGACAGCAAGGAGUUCCACCUAAAUAGGAGGAGCACAGCAUGCAGCUGCCCGGAGCGUGUUGAUUGAAAACUUAGAUUGCUCCCAAAUCACAGUUGAUUUGACCGGUGUCUCAGCUCGAUCAAAGGAAAGAUUUCAAUUAAGGUCCCUUUAGAUGGAAUUUAAUACUGCAAAAACCUUGUCGUCAGAAGGAUUAAUGCCUGCAUUAGCAUCUCUUCAAUAAAAUCAGAAGCUAAGUGGUGGAGGCCACAGACACUUCAAACCUGGAUUCUACAGUUCGGCAUUAAGGGCUGGAGUUUGUUUUCCUCUGCCGAAGGAAAACCUUUGCCAAUGCUUACAAGGAACUGCUUAUCCCUUCUUCUCUGGGUCCUGUUUCAUGGAGGCCUCCUAACACCGCUGAAGCCACUGCCACCACAGACGUCGGCCGCAGAUUCGAGGGAAAAUGUGAUCGCCAUGUCAGGUCGCCCACUCCCUGCCCAGCGAGUCAAACGUGGCUGGGUUUGGAACCAGUUUUUUGUACUGGAAGAAUACAUGGGCUCCGAACCCCAGUAUGUGGGGAAGCUUCAUUCGGACUUAGACAAGGGAGUGGGCAGUGUGAAGUACACUCUGUCAGGGGACGGAGCUGGCACGAUUUUCACCAUCGAUGAGACCACGGGAGACAUUCAUGCCAUCAGGAGCCUCGAUCGAGAAGAGAAGCCUUUCUACACACUCCGGGCUCAGGCAGUGGACAUAGAUACCCGGAAACCCCUGGAGCCCGAAUCGGAAUUCAUCAUCAAAGUUCAGGACAUUAACGAUAACGAGCCAAAGUUCUUGGAUGGACCUUACGUAGCCAGUGUCCCGGAAAUGUCACCAGUGGGUGCGUAUGUGCUCCAGGUGAAAGCUAUGGAUGCAGAUGAUCCUACUUAUGGGAACAGUGCCAGAGUGGUUUACAGCAUCCUUCAGGGACAACCUUAUUUCUCGAUUGAUCCUAAGACAGGUAUAAUAAGAACAGCUUUGCCAAACAUGGACAGGGAAGUCAAAGAACAAUAUCAAGUGCUCAUCCAAGCCAAGGACAUGGGAGGACAACUAGGAGGUUUAGCAGGAACCACUACUGUCAAUAUCACACUCACGGACGUCAACGACAAUCCACCUAGAUUCCCGAAAAGUAUCUUCCACUUAAAAGUCCCUGAAUCUUCUCCAGUUGGCUCAGCUAUUGGAAGAAUCCGAGCAGUGGAUCCAGAUUUGGGGAAAAAUGCUGAAAUUGAAUACAACAUUGUUCCAGGAGAUGGGGGAAAUUUGUUUGACAUCAUCACGGAUGAGAACACCCAAGAAGGAGUUAUCAAGUUGAAAAAGCCCCUGGAUUUUGAGACGAAAAAGGCAUACACUUUCAAAGUAGAAGCCUCCAACCUUCAUCUGGAUCAUCGCUUCCUCUCAGUGGGGCCCUUCAGAGACACAGCCACCGUGAAGAUCAGUAUAUUGGACAUAGAGGAGCCACCCGUAUUCAGCAAGGCUCUAUACACCAUGGAGGUUUACGAAGAUACUCCCGUGGGCACCAUCAUUGGAGCUGUGACUGCCCAGGACCUCGACCUUGGCAACAGUGCUGUUCGGUACUUCCUGGAUUGGAAGAAUGAUGGGGACAGCUAUUUUAUGAUAGAUGCAACUGAAGGAACUAUUGCCACCAAUGAAUUACUGGACAGAGAAAGUGCCUCCCAGUAUAAUUUCUCUAUCAUUGCAAGUAAAGUUAGUAACCCAUUAUUAACCAGCAAGGUCAAUGUCCUCAUCAGUGUCCUAGAUGUUAAUGAAUUCCCUCCAGAAAUUUUUGUGCCAUAUGAGACCACUGUGUGUGAAAAUGCCAAGCCUGGACAGGUGAUUCAGUUAAUCAGUGCUGCUGAUCGCGAUCUUUCACCUGCUGGACAACUAUUUUCCUUCAGAUUGUCCCCCGAGGCCACGCUAAAACCAAAUUUUACAGUCCAUGACUAUAGAAACAACACAGCGGGAGUCGAAACCAGAAGAAAUGGAUACAGUCGCAGGAAACAAGAGCUCUACUUCCUCCCAGUUGUAAUAGAAGACAGCAGCUACCCUGUCCAGAGCAGCACUAAUACGAUGACUAUUCGAGUCUGUCGAUGUGAUUCCGAUGGAACCCUUCUCUCCUGCAAUGUAGAAGCAAUCUUUCUCCCUGUAGGACUCAGCACUGGAGCUUUGAUUGCCAUUUUACUGUGCAUCAUUAUACUCCUAGCCAUUGUGAUACUGUAUGUUGCCCUCCGAAGGCAAAAGAAGAAAGACACCCUGAUGACCUCUAAGGAAGACAUCAGGGAUAAUGUCAUCCACUAUGACGAUGAAGGAGGAGGAGAGGAGGACACCCAGGCAUUUGACAUCGGUGCUCUGAGAAAUCCCAAAGUGAUAGAAGAAAACGGAAUGCGCAGGGAUAUAAAACCAGAGCCUCUGUGUUUGUCUCACCGGAGACCACCAGUCGAAGACAACACAGACAUAAGAGAUUUCAUUCAUCAGCGGCUACAGGAAAAUGAUAUGGAUGUUUCUGCCCCUCCUUAUGAUUCUCUAGCAACCUAUGCCUAUGAAGGAAAUGGAUCCAUAGCUGAGUCCCUCAGCUCUAUAGACUCCCUUGCUACAGACACAGACCAGGAUUAUGAUUUUCUGGUUGACUGGGGACCCCGCUUUAAAGUCCUGGCAGACAUGUUUGGAGAAGAAGAAAGUUAUAACCCUGAUAAAGACACUUAGACGGAGAGAGAAUAAAAUGAAACAUAGAGAAAAAAUUUUAAAAAAUGAAAGAAAAAAACAAGCUUUAUGAGACAAGAUUCCUUUGAAUAUCUUGUUCCAACAAGUUACUAUAUUUAUCAUACUGUCAAUAUGUAUUUUUUUUCAUUUUUUUGUUACUUUGGAAUUGUACUGAGACAAGCUCAGGCCUAUUAGAUACAAUUUACUGACGUGACAACUGAGAAAGAAGAUAAGCUUUUCUGGCAUCGUGGUGGAAGAGUGGUAGAUUUUUCUAAAUUCCACUGAAGUGCCUACUGAAACUUCUCUCAUCUGAAGGGGUGCCCCAGUACAUUAUGCUGGCGUGGCACUAUGGGAUUCAAAGAUUUUAAACCAAGACCAUAAAGCAAAGACAUUGACUAUCUGUCAAGGAGCAAUAGCAACCUGCCGACUUCUGA
Tachyglossus aculeatus (Australian echidna) is the source of this 3481-nucleotide messenger RNA. RefSeq names its product cadherin 12 (gene CDH12). The record is from RefSeq and is a predicted model, not a curated record. The transcript is spliced from 14 exons. Gene Ontology annotation, molecular function: cadherin binding; calcium ion binding. NCBI's taxonomy places the organism in Eukaryota, Metazoa, Chordata, Mammalia, Monotremata, Tachyglossidae. Gene Ontology annotation, cellular component: adherens junction; plasma membrane; catenin complex. Gene Ontology annotation, biological process: calcium-dependent cell-cell adhesion; cell-cell junction assembly; adherens junction organization. The coding region runs from base 666 to 3050 and encodes 794 amino acids.